This is a messenger RNA of Lepisosteus oculatus (spotted gar), 1541 nucleotides long. It is a transcript of the gene prxl2c, whose product is annotated as peroxiredoxin like 2C. The record is from RefSeq and is a predicted model, not a curated record. Lineage: Eukaryota; Metazoa; Chordata; Actinopteri; Semionotiformes; Lepisosteidae.
AGGCUUAAUAUUUUUCAGUGUUCUGUUGCUGCAUAUCAUUAGUGAUUUAUCUUAAGUCGACAAUAACUCGGUUUUUGUCAAUUAACCAGUUAUUUGUAGCAGGAGCGAUGAAACCCCUUUACCAAAUGCGGUUCUUCACAGGGCCGCACAGACGCAUAGAGAUCGGAAGGAAAAGCUUAAGAAAGUAAAAUGAAAUAAUCGAGAUGCAGUAAACAUUUAUCAGUAGUCCAUAGGGGCAUGUAUUAAUUCUGUUUCCAGAUGUGCGUUAUUUCUCCAUGAACUCGGUUACUUCACUGCACAUGAACUUGUUAAUUUUGUGGGAGUGGUUUCUGAGUUUUUGGACACUUUGCAUAGCAAGCCCAAAAUAGCUCGGACAAGACUUGAGGGAAAAAAAGUUGUACUGUAAAUGGAUUGAGAUGGCUGCAGAUCUUCCCGUCACACAACAAAUCGCCAGAGCCCAGCAAGGCCACCAGAAAAACCCGGUUAAUAUUCCGAUCUCAGAGGUUGAAGAUUGUUUUGUUUACAACCGGCACGGGAAACGGAUUCCUUUUAAAAGUUUAUAUGACGACAAGAAAUCAAUCGUUAUUUUCGUUAGGCAUUUUUUGUGUUACACAUGCAAAGAGUAUGUGGAAGAUCUGGCCAAAAUACCUAAGAGGUUCCUCACAGAUGCUGAUGUCAGGUUGAUAGUAAUUGGACAGUCUUCACACCAUCACAUUGAGGCGUUCUGCGCACUGACAGGCUAUCCACAUGAAAUAUAUGUUGAUCCAGAAAGGCAAAUUUAUAAAAAACUUGGAAUGAAGAAAGGGGAGGUGUUCACAGAGUCAGCGGCUCCAUGCCCUCAUGUGAAGUCAAGCACGCUCAUGGGAAGUGUGAAAAGCUUGUGGCGAGCAAUGAACAGCCCUGCUUUUGAUUUUCAAGGGGAUCUUAACCAACAAGGAGGAUGCUUAAUCUUAGGCCCAGGAUCUGAAGUUCACUUCACACAUUUUGAUAUGAACAGAUUGGAUCACAUGCCAAUAACUUGGUUACUGCAGCUCGCAGGGGUACAGAUGGUGGAUUUUAGAGAUCAGCCCAGAAUUCUCGAUGUGUAACACCAUGAACUAAAGCAGAUGACUUCAAGCUCAUAUAAGUCUUACUAUGCAAUUUAAACUGUUCAAUGCUUUUUUAUAUCUGCUGUGUAGAAGAAAGGGAUAUAGUUUAUGUCAAAUGAGUUAGUAUUCACCAGUAUUUUUUUAAAAGUUUUAGGUAUCACGAUAAUCACUGUGGGAAAUACAGUGUGCAGUACAUAAUAAGCUAAAUUCAUUCUCCUCAUACAGUGCCAAGUAAAACGUUUUGAAAUGUAAACGCACCAUGAAAAACAUGUCUGGACUUCUCUGCCCUGAAUGCACAAGCCUAUUUUCACUAUGGAUUCCCAGUCCAUUGCGUGAUCUGUACGACGAGCCCGGUUUUUGGGCCCUCUCUUGUGAUUCCUGCUUGUGUUGUUGACUUCCCUUAUCCAUGCUUUAAAAGGCAGUGAAAUCUAAAACAGAUACAACAGCUCUCUA